This is a messenger RNA of Coregonus clupeaformis (lake whitefish), 2254 nucleotides long. RefSeq names its product CAAX prenyl protease 2-like. The transcript has 8 exons. The coding region runs from base 143 to 1111 and encodes 322 amino acids. The record is from RefSeq and is a predicted model, not a curated record. Gene Ontology annotation, biological process: CAAX-box protein processing. Gene Ontology annotation, cellular component: endoplasmic reticulum membrane. Gene Ontology annotation, molecular function: metalloendopeptidase activity. NCBI's taxonomy places the organism in Eukaryota, Metazoa, Chordata, Actinopteri, Salmoniformes, Salmonidae.
UAUGUUAUGUGAGCGAGCAAGAACUGACAUUUUUCUCAGCUCGUGUUUAUGAAUAUUCUCAUGAAUUAAGGUGGUCAAGGAAUUAUCACACCACGACAUAAUAUCUUUGUUCAAACACAACCAUUGACUCUGUACCCUCGCCAUGGUAGAGGAUGACGAUUUAACGCCAAAUUUGAUGUCAAACCAAAUGUGGAGCAGCAAUGGCGAGUUUGUGCCUCCUGACGGAAUAUGCUGUGUGUCUGUUCUGUCAUGUUUGCUGCUUGCCUGCUCCUACGUUGGGAGCUUAUACGUGUGGAGAAGUGAUUUGCCAAGGGACCACCCGGCCGUUAUCAAGAGGCGCUUCACCAGUGUCCUGAUCGUAUCUGCCUUGUCGCCUGUCUUCGUGUGGACAUGGAAGGUGUACACUGGUGUGAUGCCCGGCCCCUCGUUGCUGGCUCUGAUGGGCAUUCGCUUCGAGGGCCUCAUCCCAGCCAUCAUACUGCCUCAGCUGCUCACCAUGGUGUUGUUUCUUGGCCCUCUCAUCCAGCUGGCUAUGGACUGCCCCUGGGGCUUCAUGGAUGGGAUACGAGUGGCCCUUGACCCAUGGUUCUGGACUCUGUGCCUCAGGGACAUGCGCUGGCUGAGGAACCAGGUGGUGGCUCCUCUGACUGAAGAGCUGGUAUUCAGGGCCUGUAUGCUGCCCAUGCUGGUGCCCUGCGCCAGCCCCUCUACUGCCAUGUUCACCUGUCCCCUCUUCUUCGGAGUAGCUCACUUUCAUCAUGUGAUCGAACUGCUGCGAUUCAGACAGGGCACUGUGUCUGGGAUCUUUCUCGCUGCAGUGUUCCAGUUCUCCUACACCGCUGUCUUUGGAGCUUACACUGCCUUCAUAUUUAUCAGAACAGGUCAUCUGGUGGGGCCGGUGCUGUGCCACUCGUUCUGUAAUCACAUGGGCUUCCCUGCCCUGAGCACGGCCCUGGAGCACCCCCACCGCCUUACCAUCCUCUCCUGCUACCUGCUGGGGGUCCUCCUCUUCCUCCUCCUCCUCUUCCCCCUCACAGACCCCCUCUACUACGGCCUGCCCACCCCCGUCUGCACCCUGGCCUCCGUCCCCAGCUCCCUAUGCAUCUCCUGAUCCCACGCCCACGCCCACGCCCACCCACCACACACCCCUCUGUAUGAGAUGGACCGGUCUGCUGAUACUACCAACCGUCACCAGCCAAAAGGAGGAGCGGUCCAAGUGGUCCUAGCACUAGGGGUGUUUUAGCUCUUCGGUCAUGCCCGCUUGGAUGGGCUCUCUCUGGGGGGAGGUGGGAAGGGUUAAGGCUGUGUCAGGUAUGGACACUCAGUAUUAUGGGCUGUAUGUUGCUAGGGGCAACAGGGUAACUUAGACAGCCAUUCCCUAUGUUCAGGUUAUGUUGGCUCUCAGUCAGUCAGUUAGCCAGUCAGUCAAUAUGUGGUCUGUAGUGUAGACUCAACAAAGGAACAGUAUCUGGCCAAGACGUGAGGCGCUGUAGUAGUAAGACAUUCUGGUGGUGAAUAACGUCAGUGUUUUCAUCGGUUCUAGAUGCUGAAUAAGAGUUAUUUAUAUACACGUCUGCAUGUUUCUAUACUGUAGUGUUUUAUUGGUGGGGGAUGGUUGGGUUCAGUUGUUACGGUUGUACUGUUUGGACUGUAGUUUUCAUGACCUCUUCUAUGAUAGUUUAGCCACAAUUCUUUUAGCCUUCCUCUCAGGCUUUUAAGACACCAGACAAUUGGUGUUUGGCGAGAUCACAAAGGCUACAGUCUUUACCCAGCCCUGAAUUCAAUCAUUCACUCUAGUUGACGCUCAUUCCAAGCAUCCAUUCCAAGUCAUGCCGAUAGAAGCCUAUAAUCACCAAGCUAACAUGAUCAUUCUAAGGGCCAGGAGUUUUUCCCUGACUAUGUGAACCUGGCCAAGAAACUCUCUGGGUCCUGGUUAUAGGGUUUGUAUAACUAGGACCAAGUCUUACCUGAUCAGGAAAAACUCUGGGCCCCUACCCUUCGCUGCACACAGUUUUACCUUUUAUAAGGGUUAUCCAUGUUCAUGGCUCUUUGUUCUUGAUCUGCCUUUUUAUUUGAUCGAUUGAAGGGGGAAGUACCUUAAGGUGGGGUGAGAUGACGGACAUUUUCCCCUUAAGGGACUUGAACCCUUGUAAGACUCAGGUGUACUGUAGUCGUAUGUAUGUAGGUUUGAAUGCUAUCUAACCACUACUUUGUAUGCUGCUACAUGUUGCAAUAUGGAUGUCAGACAAGAUGA